CAGGCUCUCGCGAGAUCUGGGCGUGUGUGUAUGUGUGGAGGUAAGAUGGAGGGUAACGGAGCUCCGGGGAACAACAAGCAGAAACCGAUUUUACCGAAAAACAGAGGCGAAUUUAUCCGCAACCAGAGGAAGGACUCUGAGGGAUUUUCUGAAGCUCCUGAUCUGGAGUUUGAAUACGCCGACUCAGACAAAUGGGCAGCAGAAUUAUCAGAGCUGUACAGCUAUACAGAGGGUCCGGAGUUCCAGCUGAACAGGAAGUGCUUUGAGGAGGAUUUUCAGACACAUGUGGAGGGGAAGAGGUGGGUGGAGCUUGAUGCUGUGCAGCACAGAGCUCACGCCAUGCGGCUGCUGGACGGACUGGACGUGACCGGCCGGGAGAAGAGGUUAAAGGUGGCCAGAGCCAUUCUCUAUAUGGCACAAGGUACAUUUUCGGACUGUGGUUCGGAGGCGGAGGUUCAGCACUGGAUCAGAUAUAACGUGUUUCUGCUGCUGGAUGUGGGAACCUUUACUGCACUCGUGGAGCUUCUCAACAUGGAGAUAGAAAACAGUGCAGCCUGCAGCAGUGCAGUGAGGAAACCUGCUAUCUCCCUCGCCGACAGCACAGACCUCAGGGUGCUGCUGAAUAUCAUGUAUCUGAUGGUGGAGACAAUUCAGCAGGACGAUCCUGCAGAUCCUCCAGAGUGGAGAGCUUCCAGAGAAACCUUCAAAACAGAGCUGGGCUCUCCUCUGUACAACAGCGAGCCAGUGUCUGUGAUGCUCUUCGCCAUGGUAACCAAGUUCUGCAGUGGCCACGCCCCCCACUUUCCCAUGAAGAAGGUUCUGCUGUUGCUGUGGAAAACUAUACUGUUUACGUUGGGUGGGUUUGAGCAGCUGCAGCGGUUAAAGGUGUGUAAGAGGGUGGAGCUUGGCUUGCCCCGCCUCCCGGAGGACAGCAUCAGUGUGAUUCGCAGCAUGAGAGCCGCCUCCCCUCCCGCCUCCGCCUCCGACCUGAUAGAACAACAGCAGCGGAGAACCCGCCGAGAACACAAGGCUCUGAUAAAGCAGGAGAAUCUGGAUGCGUUUAAUGAGAAAGAUCCGUAUAAGGCUGAUGAUGCUCGUGAUGAUGAUGAUGAAGGUGAUGAUAAUGAUAAUAAUGAGAGCGCUCUGGAGGCGGAGCCGUUUCCUCUGGAGCGGGAUGAGGUCAUGCCCCCGCCCAUCCCGCACCCGCCCCAGACCGACCGCGUCUCCUUCCCCAAGGGCCUGCCCUGGGCUCCUAAAGUCAGAGAGAAGGAUAUCGAGAAUUUCCUGGAGUGCAGCCGGAGUAAAUUUAUUGGAUACACACUCGGAAAUGAUACAGACACAGUGGUCGGUCUGCCACGGCCCAUUCAUGAGAGCAUCAAAACCCUAAAACAGCAUAAGUACAUCUCCAUAGCUGAGAUUCAGAUUGCAAAGGAGGAGGAGUUUCAGAAAACUCCACUGUCUGGGGGGGAGGAGGAGUUGGAGCUUUGUGCCACUGAGCUGCUGUAUCAGGGAAUCCUUCCCAGCCUUCCACAGUACAUGAUUGCUUUGCUGAAGAUCCUCCUCGCUGCUGCUCCGACCUCAAAGGCCAAAACCGACUCUAUUAACAUCCUCGCAGACGUGCUGCCGGAGGAGAUGCCGACUACAGUGCUGCAGAGUAUGAAGCUCGGAGUCGACGUAAAUCGUCACAAAGAAAUCAUUGUUAAAGCGAUUUCAGCCAUUCUGCUGCUCCUGCUCAAACACUUCAAACUCAACCACAUCUACCAGUUUGAGUAUAUGGCUCAGCACCUGGUUUUUGCAAACUGUAUUCCACUCAUCCUCAAGUUCUUCAACCAGAACAUCAUGUCCUACAUCACAGCCAAAAACAGUAUCUCAGUGCUGGACUUCCCGUACUGCGUCCUACACGACCUCCCAGAGCUCACAGCGGAGAGUCUGGAAGCUGGUGAUAAUACUCAGUUCUGUUGGAGGAACUUGUUCUCCUGCAUCAACCUGCUGAGGAUCCUCAACAAGCUCACCAAGUGGAAGCACUCCAGGACCAUGAUGUUGGUGGUGUUUAAAUCUGCUCCGAUCCUGAAGAGGGCGCUGAAGGUGAAGCAGGCGAUGAUGCAGCUCUACGUUCUGAAGUUGCUGAAGGUCCAGACGAAGUAUCUCGGCCGGCAGUGGAGGAAGAGCAACAUGAAGACCAUGUCGGCCAUUUACCAGAAAGUUCGCCAUCGCCUUAAUGACGACUGGGCGUACGGCAACGCAGAUCUUGACGCGCGCCCGUGGGAUUUCCAGGCGGAGGAGUGUUCUCUGAGAGCGAGUAUCGAGCGCUUUAACAGCCGGCGGUACGAUAAAGCCGUGGGGAACCCGGAGUUCUCCCCGGUGGAUAACUGCCUGCAGAGCGUCCUCGGCCAGAAGGUGGAGCUCCCCGACGACUUCCAGAUGAACUACGACCUCUGGCUGGAGCGGGAGGUCUUCUCCAAACCCAUCUGCUGGGAGGAGCUGCUGCAGUAAACAUGCUCACACACACAGACUGGGCCUUUUAUUCAUUAUUAAGGACAUUUAAAGAGGUAGUUCUGUGGAAAUCUGAACCCAAACCCCAGCAACCACACCAACCCAACCCCAGCUGUUCUCCGUUAGCUGUUCGGGUUCGGUGCUUCUUUAGCAUUAGCACGGGAGCUACCAGGCUAUUGUCGCUAACAGGUCAUGGGCGCUUGUAUACCCAUCAGUUAGCACUGGCUAAUCAUCACACACACCUUCAUCAUCCACAAGGCUGAAGUCGGUCUCUCACCGGAACUCUGCGUUCCACCUUAAAUCCACCUUAAAUCCACCUUAAACACGCUCUGCUCCAGAUCCCCAACUUAUUUAUCUAUUGCUUUAGGAUUAAAUUCCUUUCUGAGGACCAGUGUCUGUAUCUCUCUCUCUCUUUCUCUCUUAUUCUCUCUUUUAUUCUCUUGCUCACGCUCUCGUUCUCUCAUUCUUUUCUUUUUCGCUCCUUCUGUCUCACUCUCUCUUCUCUUUUUUCUCUCUCUCUCUCUAAGACUCACACACUCCUCCGUCUUGUGAUCCGUCUGUCUUAAUCUCUCACUCCUUAUCUCUCUUUCUCUCUCACUCUUUUCUCUUUUGCUUCUUCUCUCCUAUUCUUUUUUCCAUUUCUCUCUCUAAAUCUCAUUCGCUCCUUCCCUCUCUUUCUCUUUUUCUCCUUACUCUCCUUCAAAAUCUCACUCCUUCCAUCUCAAUUUCUCGUUCUAUCUCUCAUCUCGCUCUUUCUCUUUCUCAAUCUCUCACUCCUCUCUCAAUAUCUCACUCCUUCCGACCCAAUUUCUCGUUCUAUCUCUUUCUCAAUCUCUCGUUCUUUCUCACUUUCGUCUCUCUAAAUCGCAGACGCUCCUUCUCUCUCUCUUUCUCUCUCUCUUUCCUCCUAUCACACGCUCUAUUCUAUUUUCUCUUAAUCUCCGAUUCCCUCUUUCAUGCUUUUUCUCUCUUCUCUCACUCUUUCUUUUUUCUCAAUUUCUCUUUUUUUCUCUCUUUUUUUUUCUCUCUUACUUUUCCUCUCUUCUCUCUCUUAUUCUUUUUCUCUCUCUUAUAUAUUAUAGUGUAUUGGACAGUGUGUGUGUGUGUUUUACACUACAUCCCGCGGUGUGUUUGAGUUCGGUAUGAUGGUGAGAGAGAUUUUGAAUGAGUUGUUUGUUUGUAAGAAUCAGGUUUUAUUAUGGUAUUAAAACGUUAUUAAUGGAUUAAAGCGUAAGUGUGGUUUACUGUUUUCUGUUUUAUAGUUUAUUAUAUACUUGUUUCUUCAGCGUCAUGCGUUCCUGAAGAACAACAUGGUGAAUAAAGUUUAAAAUGAAAAUCGAACGGAAUCUGCUUCUGAAUUAAACUAAUUACUGACCCAUAA
This is a messenger RNA of Astyanax mexicanus (Mexican tetra), 3874 nucleotides long. It is a transcript of the gene strip1, whose product is annotated as striatin interacting protein 1. Gene Ontology annotation, biological process: cytoskeleton organization. The transcript has 21 exons. The coding region runs from base 31 to 2493 and encodes 820 amino acids. The record is from RefSeq and is a predicted model, not a curated record. NCBI's taxonomy places the organism in Eukaryota, Metazoa, Chordata, Actinopteri, Characiformes, Acestrorhamphidae. Gene Ontology annotation, cellular component: cytosol.